AUGGAUAAGACCUAUUACACCCUUCUUUCGGCUGUGUGGGACAGAAAUAUCCCGCUGUACGUCAGGCUCGAGCAUCUCCGCCAGCACUUGUACGCCAAGACCGGACUUCUGUGCAACACCAGGUACGACACCAACCUCCUUGAUGAGCUCACGCCCACCUCCCUCCGCAACCAUAUAAUGAUCCUCAUCUUUGUCAGCCAAGAUGUUCCCGCAGCCGAGCGGCCGAGCGACGCACAUGAACUUGCAAUCGGGCGCAAACCGCGCGCGGUCGCGUCGUUCAAGUCCCCCACGGUCUGGUUGAACUCGAAGCAGCACCUACACACGCACGGGAUCUUCCCCUCGGCAGAGCACGGCUCGAGCUCGCCCCCGCAGUUCACCGUCGGGUUCGAGACCCCGCUCGUGUCUGGGGUGCACGAGGUGGAGAGGCUCCCGCCGACGCCGCUGGCUGCUUCCCCCGCUCUCGACCCGGACGAACGCAGGGGUGCUUCCGUGCACGGCCUCCCCAAAUCGCUCCCCGCCGGGUCCGGAUCCGGGAGCGCAGGCGACGGCUCGGACUCGGAGGACAAGUACUUCGUGGUGUCGUGCCUGCUGCUGCCCGUGCCGCUCCCCGCGGUCGCGUCGGCGAAGUGGGACCUGGACCCAGACGCGUAUGAGGAGCGGAACUCGGACGUGCAGGCCUGA
Messenger RNA from Epithele typhae, 681 nucleotides. RefSeq lists its product as uncharacterized. Bases 1 to 681 code for a protein of 226 amino acids. The record is from RefSeq and is a predicted model, not a curated record. NCBI's taxonomy places the organism in Eukaryota, Fungi, Basidiomycota, Agaricomycetes, Polyporales, Epitheliaceae. The transcript is spliced from 6 exons.